Odobenus rosmarus divergens (Pacific walrus) is the source of this 1770-nucleotide messenger RNA. RefSeq names its product PET112 homolog (yeast) (gene GATB). The transcript is spliced from 13 exons. Gene Ontology annotation, molecular function: glutaminyl-tRNA synthase (glutamine-hydrolyzing) activity. NCBI's taxonomy places the organism in Eukaryota, Metazoa, Chordata, Mammalia, Carnivora, Odobenidae. The coding region runs from base 31 to 1704 and encodes 557 amino acids. The record is from RefSeq and is a predicted model, not a curated record. Gene Ontology annotation, biological process: mitochondrial translation; glutaminyl-tRNAGln biosynthesis via transamidation.
GUAUCACCUGACCAGGACUCUGGCGGGGCAAUGGCGGCGCCCAUGCUGCGCUGGUCCUGUCUUGGAAAGCGUUGGGUUUUAGCCUGCAUUGACGGCGGUUCUCGCCACGGAAGAGGGGCUGCGAUUGGGUGCACGUCCAGGAGGAAAAGGGGACAGAGCUCCGUGGCUCAGCAGCCCCUCAUCACCGUCCAGAAGUCAAGGAAAGGUGAACACGAGUGGGCAGCUGUGGUAGGUUUGGAAAUUCAUGCCCAGAUCUCUUCCAACUCUAAACUCUUCUCUGGAUCUCAAGUCCACUUUGCAGCACCUCCAAAUUCUUUGGUAUCUUUUUUUGAUGCAUCUCUGCCUGGAACUCUGCCGGUUCUCAACAGGAGAUGCGUAGAAGCAGCUGUGAUGACAGGCCUGGCACUGAACUGCCGCAUCAACAAGAAGUCCUUGUUUGACAGGAAGCACUACUUCUAUGCGGACCUCCCUGCAGGCUACCAAAUUACCCAGCAAAGACUCCCGAUUGCUGUGAAUGGCAGCUUAGCGUACAGUGUCUCUGUGGGGAAGAAGCCGAGUCAGGUGAGCACCAGGACCGUGAGGAUCAAGCAGAUCCAGCUGGAGCAAGACAGUGGCAAAAGCCUCCAUGAUGAGCUGCGGUCUCAGACGCUCAUCGAUUUGAACAGGGCAGGAGUUGGCCUUCUGGAAGUGGUGCUGGAGCCCGACAUGUCCUGUGGAGAAGAGGCAGCGUCAGCCGUCAGGGAGCUGCAGCUGAUACUUCAAGCCCUGGGGACCAGCCAGGCAAAUAUGGCAGAGGGCCAGUUGAGAGUGGAUGCCAAUGUAUCUGUGCACCAUCCUGGAGAGCCUCUGGGUGUUCGAACUGAGGUGAAGAAUCUCAACAGUACCAGGUUCUUGGCCAAAGCAAUAGACUCUGAAAUUAAGAGACAAAUCCACGAACUUGAGAAUGGACGUAAAAUUCUGAAUGAAACACGCUCGUUUGACUACAAGCUGGGGUGCACCAUGCCGAUGAGAGACAAAGAAGGAAAACAAGACUACAGGUUUAUGCCCGAGCCCAACCUGCCUCCCCUCCUGCUCUAUGACACCGCGUCUCUGCCUCCCGGUGCAGACCCACAGCAAGUGAUCAACAUUGACUGGAUUCGGGACCGGCUCCCUGAGCUGCCCGGUAAGACCCGGGAGAAGCUCAUUCAAAAGUAUGGGAUGCUGCCAGAACACAGCUUCGCCUUACUGAAUGAAGUUGGCCUACUGGAGUUCUUCCAAAAUGUGAUAAAAGAAACUGGGGCAGAGCCAAAAAAAGUAACUAGUUGGGUCCUCAACAUUUUUCUGGGUUUUUUAAAGCAACAGAACCUUGCUGUCAAUGAGAGUCCUGUCACGCCUUCUGCGCUGGCUGAGCUGCUCAACCUGCUGGACAGAAAAGCCAUCUCUUCAUCAGCAGCUAGACAGGUGUUUGAGGAAUUGUGGCGGAGUAAAGGGAAGACUCCAUCGCAGAUUGUUUCAGAAAAGAAGCUUGAACUGAUGCAGGAUCAAGAGGCGCUGGAACGGGUCUGCCACACCGUGAUGGAGGGGCAUCCUCAAGUGGUAAUGGACAUGAAGAGGGGAAACCCCAGAGCUAUAAACAAACUGAUCGGGUUGGUCCGAAAAGCAACUCUCAGCCGAGCAGACCCGACUGUGAUAAAGGAGAUCCUGGAGAGGAAGCUGUUGUCAUGAGCCCUUCUGGGUCCCCCGUGCCCGAGGGAGAGCAGAGCGGCCUCCACUGAGAACCGGAGCCCGUGA